This is a messenger RNA of Colletotrichum chrysophilum, 1086 nucleotides long. RefSeq lists its product as uncharacterized. Lineage: Eukaryota; Fungi; Ascomycota; Sordariomycetes; Glomerellales; Glomerellaceae. Bases 1 to 1086 code for a protein of 361 amino acids. The record is from RefSeq and is a predicted model, not a curated record. The transcript has a single exon.
AUGGCGCACGCGAACCUGACUGACCGGCGUACGCAAGAGCUAUUCGUCAACCUCAAUGACCUGAUCCAGGGCGGCUCCAGAAACCAUGCCGGGUGGGACCUCCAUCUGCGGUUCGACUUUCUGCCCUCCCCGGCCAUCCACCUCCUGGAAAUGUUCGAGCUCUUCAACCGGCUGCCUGUCACUCUAAACCGCCAGCGCGGGGCGGUACUGCGGCGCGCCUUCCUGAUCCUGGAGGACGUGAUCACGCACGACCCCGUCGAGAUGUUCCGCACCGUCGUCCUGGACGCGCCCCACCUCAUCCCCAGCUUCGACAUCCUGUCCCCUUACCUCGUGCACUUCUACCGGCUGCUCUGCGUCAACAAGAGAGAGGGCGAGCCCAUCACGCGGCUGGCCAGGCUGAUGCAGCAGAUCAUGGCGGGCGCCUCGGAGAAGGAGCUCUUCUGGGGCAUCGGCCGGAUGCACGAACACUGCCUCAACUACUACGGGCACGUCCUCGGGCGGAAGAGCGAGCUCGACCAGCGGGACGGCGUGGACGUGCGAUGCGGCGAGCAAGGCCCCGCGCACCGGCAUACGAUCGAGUGCUACAACGGGGUCCUGACGGACGCCAUCACGCAGUUCGGGCCGGCGGCGGACGAGGUCAUCACCGUGGAGCACAAUCAGGUCGUGGCGACGGCGUUUCUGGACGCUGAGUGGGACGGCUUCCGGGAGCUGUGCGGCAGGCACCUGGAAAGGCUACAUGCUGCGGACGAGGGGCCUAUGGACCAGUGGAAGAGUAAGUCGCUGGAGCGGUAUGCCUGGGUUAAGUACAUCGCAUCCAAGCUGGCGGUCAAGCUCGGAGAUGCAGAGGCCGGGGUGGAGUGCCUAAAGGAGGCCAUCCGUGCCGCCGAGUACUUGGAGGCCCAGGAUAAUGCGUGGAGGGAGAGUGCUUCGUGUCAUGUCCUGCGGUACCAGAUCGAGUUGGAAGAUGUUCUGCGGAGGAUUGAUAGGCUGGAAGAGGCGAGGGAUGUACAGGCUAGUAUCACUUCGUCAAAAUACCUGCGCGACUUGAUGCGGAGGGAUAUGGCUGAAAAUUAUGCCUGUAGAUGA